This is a messenger RNA of Sebastes umbrosus (honeycomb rockfish), 7205 nucleotides long. It is a transcript of the gene cep170b, whose product is annotated as centrosomal protein 170B. Bases 305 to 5248 code for a protein of 1647 amino acids. Gene Ontology annotation, molecular function: protein binding. The record is from RefSeq and is a predicted model, not a curated record. NCBI's taxonomy places the organism in Eukaryota, Metazoa, Chordata, Actinopteri, Perciformes, Sebastidae. The transcript is spliced from 19 exons.
UUCACUUAAAAGAGCCGGCUCAAAGAACCGGCUCGUUCGUGACCUACACAUCACUACCAGUUACGUCAUAGAGGAGGCGUUGGAGCAGAGUUUCGACCGGUUGAUUUCCCGAAGGAGAGAAGAAGAAGAAAAAGAAGAAGGUGUGAUCUAUAUUUACCUGUCCUGUCUCACCUGGGCGCUCUUAUUCUACAUGUCGGUCGUCGAGUUUCACCUGCUGUAAGGACGGUAAACACUGGCUUCACUCAGGAGCACCACGGAGAAGGUGUUAAAGGAUGCUAAGAGGAUCCUGACUCGUGGCCCCGACAUGAGUGUGACAGCAUGGUUCCUGGUCAGCAGCUCUGGCACACGCCACCGGUUGCCACGGGAGAUGAUCUUCGUUGGCAGGGAUGACUGCGAGCUAAUGCUGCAGUCUCGUAGCGUGGACAAACAGCACGCUGUGAUCAACUACGACCCAAACACAGAUGAGCACAUGGUGAAGGACCUGGGCAGCUUGAACGGGACGUUUGUGAAUGACCUAAGAAUCCCAGACCAGACGUACAUCACCCUCAAGCUCUCUGAUGUCAUUCGUUUUGGCUAUGAUGCUCAUGUAUACAUCUUGGAGAGGAGUCAACACAAGGUCCCGGAGGAAGCUCUCAAACAUGAGAAGUACACCAGCCAGUUGCAGCUCGGUAUAAAAGCCCUGCAGGCCAAGGUGAAGGAAAAACAGCAGCUCCAGAGCUCAGAGAAGAGCAGAGGCCCUGCUUCCAAACUGCAGGACAAAGCUGAGCGAAAAGCCCAAUCUCUGUCAGCUGCCACAGAUUUUCCGAUAUCCAAGCCUACUCCUCUCUAUGGCCAACCGUCCUGGUGGGGGGAGGAUGAGGACGCAGCCAACAAAAAGAAGAACAGAGGAGGAAAAUUGCCAGAACAGGAGUCUCCAGAGCCUGCUAAAGACAUGUCCAGAUAUGAGGGUAACGGUUCUAUGUCCGAAAAUCAGGCCAAGUCCAUCUUCUCCUACCACCGGGAGCCCAGCUACUUUGAGAUCCCAACAAAGGAAUUACAGCAGCGACCUGCCAAGAAACCCGAGUCGCAAGUCCAUGAGGUUCCCACAAAGGACACUCCAGAUCCCACUGAGGUCGUCUCAUCCACCCCGACACCUCCCGUGGUCCAAAGCCACGCCUCCUUCACCAUCGAAUUUGAUGACUGCACGCCAGGUAAAAUGAAGAUCAAGGACCACAUCACCAAGUUUUCUCUCCGCCAGCCGCCCAAGCCAUCUUCCACAGAGCACGUCAGCGCACCCACUGAGGUGGUGUCAGCAGAAAGCAAAGUUGCUGAUUGGCUGGUCCACAGCAACACUAGCAUGAUGAGGAAGAGGUCACAGGCUGAAGACACGUAUAGCACAAACAGUGACCCAUCACUUCUGAAGAUCACAAAGACAAACUACCGUGAAGAUGACACUCACAGUGAUUCAGAAGAUCCUGCAAUCAAUGGAAGUGGUUUCCUCCAAUCAGAACCUCAGAUUGACUCCCAGGAGUCUCGACAACCCCUGAGAGCCUCCCCGCCACAACGUUUCACCUCCCCUGACUCUGAGGAGCUCUUGUCCUCCUCUCCACCAGAGUUUCAGUCUCUACCCAAUCUUGGCAAGGCUGAGCCUCACAAAGCCUUUGUUAUUGAAUUCUUUGAUGAUAACCCAAGAAACAAGCGCUCCCAGUCCUUCACCAAUAACACAUCUCCACCUGAGCCCUCAGGCCUCAGGGUCCAGCUGGCGAGGAAGAGCUCAAGCCCAAAUGCGGAGAGACGAGCCCCGUCUCCAGCCUCCUCCACUCCCCCACCCAAACGAUACACCGUCCCCCUGACGAGCUCUUCUUCUACAGGCUUCUCAAGAGCUGGCUCUCUACGAAGGGAGAAGACGGAGGACCGGAUCAGCUCCAGCUCUUCCUCUCGCUCCUCUUUUUCAUCUGUGAAAGUAAAGCCAUUUUGCAGUGUGGGCCGGAGGUCCAAACUCGCCCAGGAAUUUACUACUGAAUUUCUCAAACAAACAAAGGAGUCCUCUUCUUCCUCUUCCAGGUGGGAGAAAAAUACAUUUAGUCCCCUUUCAAGAGCUAAAACGGAGACAGUGGUCAAAUCCCAGUCGAGUCCCCCUCCAUCUAAAGCUUCCUACCAGCCACAGACCUCCUCUCCUAUCGACCAGCCUGUUCCCCUCACGGCCCCCGUGAUGCCCGUGGCGUUUCAGGGUGUGGAGGACAAGAGCCCCCAUGUCGGCCCCAGGAACGAAGAGGAGGACACUCUGAGUGACGCAGGAACCUACACCAUUGAAGCAGAUAUUCAAGAUAGAGAGCUCGAAGAGGCGCGGAGCAAGAUUGACCAGGUGUUUGGUGUUUUUGAGAGCCCAGAGCGAACCGACCAGAGCGAAGCAGAAACAUCAUCGACAUUUAGUCCUGUUAUUGUUGAGAGCAGGGAGCAGCAUAGGCAGAGUAGCAGUGGGGAGGUGAGGCCAGCUCCAGAACAGGGACAGAGUCUGGUGAAGGUUCAGUCACCAGGUGCAGUGUUAAAGGGGGCUCCUAAGUGGAUGUCUUGCUGGGCCAGCUUGGCAGACAGCUACACAGACUCCGGCCCUUCGUCUGGCCUCUUUGACAUCCCUUCCCAGAUGGAGCUGUCAGGAGGGGCACGAAGCACAAUCAUCCACAAGGCCACGCUCGGCCGACACCACGACAGCACAGACUCCGACGGUUCAAGAGCUCGGCGUGUCCUGCCCCAGUUACCGCUGGGGGAGAAGGGUGACAUUCCAACUCCCAGCAUUCAUGUUCAUUAUGAACCGCAUUCAACAUUUGAUGUCGGAGAGAAUAGCUUGGUGGCCUCCAGGUCUCAGGAUAGCCUUCACAGGUUAUCAGUGCAGGACGACGUCGAGCCUGACAGCCUGAGUGAUGCCAGCAAGUCAGACGAUGGUUCCAUCAUAGAGCAAUGGAGGAGACCGCUGUUAGUCAGAGAAGAGAAGACAACUGAGGACAGACUUUCAGCCCCGUCUACAUCAUUCUACAUCGGGUCAGAGGAGGCUGAGUUCCAACAUGAACAUAGGGGCUCAAAUCCCACCAGUCCUCAGACUGAAAUAAAACCUGCAAUCAAAACUUUCUCAACAGCCACCCUAACCAAACAGAAAGGCAGCCAGGACACUAAAAGGGUCAAGCCCAGUGUGUCGGCUCCUGUCCUGCGCCAGAUUACACAGAGUCCAGAGUCCAAAGAGGGCAGUGUAUCUUCAUUAAUCAGACAAGAGAGCUUCACCAAGGAGCGGCCUAGCAAUGACAGAUUGCCCAACAUCUCCAGCCUGCCUGUUCAGAGAAGCCCCGACCCUGAAUCAUUCCAGGGAACCAGUGAUCAUGACACUCAUUCUUACCUCAAAGAGACGGAGGAUGUUCUGGCGGUUCUGGAGGCCAAAAUCCAAGCAGGACAAUCAGGAACGACACCGUCUCCAAUAAUGGACUCUCUUUCUGCGGAGUCUGAUGUAGAUACCUCCAGCACAGUCAGCCAACAUAGCAAUAAGACCAGGCCAAACAUAGUGACUAAGAGACCCCCUGUUAGUGGCCUCCAUAGGGAGAGGUCUUCAGCCAGUACAACAAGUCAGGACUCAAGUCGCCAGUCCUCUACAUCAGAGAAGUGGCGCUCUCCGGGAGAAGACAGCAACAAUAAGACUGAGUCUUUCAGGAGACCGGUUGGACUGAGACAUAAUGUUGGGAAACGUGGCUCCAUAGACCUAAGUGACGACCCUCAGAGCCUACUUUACUCCGAUCAGGAGUCUAGCAGCCACCAAACCCGCAGAAAAUACACAGUGCCCCUUCAGAAGGAGGACGGCAAGAUCUCAAGUGUGUCCCUGGCCUUGAGUCGUGCCAACAGCUUGUCAGCCCCGAGACCCACCAGAGCGUCCAUGCUCCGCCGGGCCCGCCUGGGAGAAGCUUCAGACAACGAGGGCACGGAGACAGACAGGGUGUCCCAGGAGGCGGCCAACGCCCCAGCUAAGCAACCCCAGGAAACCAAGAAACUCUCCAGGCUGGACAUGCUGGCGAUGCCUCGUAAGCGGACGAGCUCGUUCAACACAACCAGCGACACCGAGGCCUCUUCCGCCCCACAGUGGACCGGCAGGACCACGGGAUUCUCCAACCGCAGCACAGAGUCUGGCGGCAGCUCAGUUCGAAGGGCCUCUGCUCCGACGUCGAAGCCCGUAGAGAAGCAGCAGAAAGCACCGCCCACCAGGACACCAGUCACUCGUGGACGUUCAAGCAGUGUCAAAUAUGCUGGCAGCACCGCAAGCUCCAGGAGACGUCAGAAAGGCACUGACUAUACCUCUACCUCAGAUGAGGAGUACGACUCAAACCAGAGCACUCCUAAACACAAACGCUCCCAACCUUCCUCAGCUUCCCAUAGCCCGCGUAAUCCGCAUCGGCCUCAGCCGGUGGUCGCCCUGCAUCCGAAACCCCGCAGCAGAGAUUCUGAGGAGGAGAGCCAUGAGGGAGACACCUACCACUGGUCCAACCACAGUUCUCAGAUUGCACGGUUGAGUCAAGACCUGGCUAAAGACCUAGCUAUUUUGGCCAGAGAGAUCCAUGGUGUGGCAGGUGACGGUGAUCCACAAAACCUCGAAGUGGAGAGCAGUGCGCCCGUCUCCCCAGUGACCACUCAUGAAAAGCUGGUUCAUCGUAUCCCAGAGGCUGGAUUAAACUACCAGAGAGUCCCACCAAAUUCGACAUCUACAAGGGAACCUGACCAGAGCUCGAGUGACCAUGAACAGAACUCCGGGCAGCGAGCUCGGAGCAUAGACGAGGUCAUUGUGGACAAUCUGAUGCUCAAUCCGGUGUCUCAGGUUACCAUGGCCAUCAAAGAAAACACUGAGCAACUUGCCGACAAAAUUAAGGCACUGUUCCAGGAUAGGAUGGAUAUCUGGGAAGAAAUUGAAGCCAAGGUUAACUCUGAAAAUGAUGUUCCUGUUAUCAAAACCUCCAACAAGGAAAUCACAUCGAUCUUGAAAGAACUCAGGAGAGUUCAACGACAACUUGAGGUCAUUAACACAGUCAUGGAGCCCAGUGGGCAGCCUGAAGCAUCCAAGGCUUCAGCCUCUGCGGUCUCCUCCUCAUCUGGAGCUCGGCCCCCCAAAGCUCCCUCCUCUCGAGACUGGAGAACAGUCCACUCUAUCUCCAGACGCGGCGGCGGCCCGAGGCCCAGUGAGAGUGUCAGGAGAGCAGCUGUGACACCGGAAGAUCUCAGAUCGGGAUAUUUGGUCUGAGGUGUGUGACACAAACGCGCAGGUUCCACCAGUGCUGCUGUAACUAACUGCACAAACACAGGUGUUGAGCACACAAUGAAAGCGAGAAGGGGGGAAGUGAGACUGUCUACACAGAACUGUAGCCUCCCGUACAUCCAAACAUACACACUACUGCACUAUGAGCACUACACACCUGCACAGUGAAGCCUGCACUAAACGCCCUUAGAGUACGCUCAGUGAGAGGCCUACAUAUGAGGUGAAGAUUUAAGGAAGUAUCAAAAUACUUCAAUAACCCUCACCUCUGUCAGCCCUCAAAGCUAUACUUGAUUCUCUGUGUGUUAGAGGUUGACCUCUUAAUUUGCCAAUGACAUCACCUACAUUGCUGAUUUUAAAAGCUCAUUGUAUUUACUUGGUUUAUUUGAAAACCAGCCUGAGCCUAAUCAUCUCAGGGAAAUCUACUAAUAUAUAAGAUUUCUAUGUUUAGUGACAAAUCACAUUUUUGAAUUGUUAAAUGAUAUUUGUAUUUUGGGCUAGAAAGAGCUGCAGUAACACCAGCAGAUCUUUGUGUACUUGUAUCCUCAGUGAACCUUUUCCUUCUAUAUUUUCUUCCAUGUUUUUGUCUUUGUUUCUCUUGGUGGACCAGAUUUAUCGAAGAAUGUAAAAAGUAUUUAUUAGGGGUCUUUUGUGAGACACUGUAACCGAGACAACAUGACUUUGGGAGAGUUAGUAGACUCUAGUGCCAGACCAAUUAAUGUUCUAUUACACAGUCGCUACCAGCCAAUUUAUUCUGUUAACUUUCCCAGUGGAGCGACUCUGUCCAGGCCCCUCAUCAGUAGAUGGACUCUAUAUUUUGUCCAGCUGGAUAUAAAAGUCCCUCUUGAAUGUGUGGUCUGACUGGUGGGAGGGAUUCAGUUCAGUCACCUGGCAACCACAAUCUCAAGUGGCUAUAAAACAAGAGUUUUCAAGCACUCCUGGCCUCUCUACCUUCUGUGUUUUUAUUUGUGUCAAACACAGUCGGGAGCUUGGAAGUAGUUUUUUUGUUGUGUUGUUUUCCAUGCCUGAAGAGCACCGUCAGCUCCGAGGUUUGGCCAAAGAUGAUCAUAAAAGGACCGACAGGAAUGAGUCUCCUUUAUCGGUGUUUGUGCUGAGCUCAUCACAUCACCAAGCCUAAACCUCCAUAUGCUCGAGAGCAAUCGGAGUACUGUGGUAAGAUUUGGGAUUUCCUCUUGAGUCACAAGGUCACUUCUGAUGUGUCAUCAUGACAGGAGAAGUAAUGUAAUUUUAGCCUUUAAGUUGACAAAGUCAAUCGUGUGAAACUGUAAAUCAAAUGAUUAGUUUGUGGCAUUCUGUUGUUCAGUAUGUAAAUAUCUAAAGAUAUCUGUACGUCGUACAAAUUACCUCUCAAUCUUGUCUUUUUGCACUAAUGUGGUACAACAUUAUCCCCUCAACCUGAUGCUGCAAACUGAAAGCCUUUACUCUCCUGCAAAAGAUUGUAAUCAUUUGAUGCUGUUGAGGUUGAAACAGGAGAGAAGGCGACCCAGUUCACCAGCAAGUUUCUGUUUCCCCUCUUCCCAGUCCAGAUUGUACAUGUGAUUGUAAUUGGGAAGUACCUAUAAGUGCCACAGCGCUGUGUGGGACAGUGGUUGUUUACAAACUCAAGCAAAAGAUGUAAUGUUUGUCUUGUUGACUUCACUCGCUCAAAGUGUUGCUGCUAUUCUUCCUCUCUGGGAUAGUAUUUCCCCUUUUGCUUUAUUCCAACUAAGUCAAAGCUACAGCAGGUUUGAGAGCUGAAAUGUAAUUUCUCGUUUGUCAAAUUUGUGUCCCUCUUUUGAUAUUCAACUUAUGUUUCCCCUACUUUCACCUAGAAUGACUUGGCUGUCUUCUUGCUGUCUUGUUAACUGGUAUUUAUGUUUGGUUAUUUGUGUUAUUUGUUAGAUGAUGAUUGAAGGUUUUUCAAAUAAAUUUGAUUAGUCAAGGA